This is a messenger RNA of Naegleria fowleri, 2139 nucleotides long. RefSeq lists its product as uncharacterized. Gene Ontology annotation, cellular component: chromatin; SMC loading complex. The record is from RefSeq and is a predicted model, not a curated record. The transcript is spliced from 3 exons. The coding region runs from base 1 to 2139 and encodes 712 amino acids. Gene Ontology annotation, biological process: maintenance of mitotic sister chromatid cohesion; mitotic sister chromatid cohesion. Lineage: Eukaryota; Heterolobosea; Eutetramitea; Acrasida; Naegleriidae. Gene Ontology annotation, molecular function: protein binding; double-stranded DNA binding.
AUGGCGCAAAAUAUUAUUUAUUCGUGUUGGGGCCUUGCAGAGGAGUUACUCAGCGGAGGACGAGUCAUUGAUUCGAUCAAAACACUCGAAUGUUUAUUGAGUAGUGUCGGAUUUGAUCGGGAGAGAUUAUACGAAGUUGAAACAAGAGUUCGACUUUCGCAAAUAUAUUUGAAAUAUACUCGGAAUUUUAAUUCUUGCAAGAAUCAUUUAUUGAGUGCUGGCUUGGUGUUAAAAUCUAUCAUUGAACAAGUCACGACAAGCAUCGAAGUAUAUUAUCUAGAUCCUUCUCUCAAAAUCACAACAUUACAAAUUCAAAUUUACAAAUGUUUAGGUUCUGUCUACACUCAAAUGAAUGAAUUUCCGAGUGCUUGUGAAGCCUAUAUGAAAGGAAUUGAUUUUGUCGAAAGUAUUAUUGGAAUGAUUUCAAAAAAGAAGAACCCAUCAACACAUGAAGAAACUUUAAAAACGAGUAUGCAAGCAUGGCGUCACUAUUUUCGAAUUGCACUUCUUCACACUCUUGAGAUUGACAAUUUUAUGAAUGACCGAAGAAUAGAAAUUCAACAACAGUUGGAUUUAGGAGAAAAAGAAGAAAAUGAACUGUUUAAAACUGAAAAACAGAAAAACACCAAAACAAUCAAUAAGAGAAUUCUUGCCUAUUACAUCAUUAGAGUUUAUCAGGCCAUCAAGCAAGAUCAUGUUUACGUACCUUGGAGUGCCAUCACAUUGGACAAGAAAAACGAAAACAUUUCAACCUAUCUCACAAAAAUUCAUGAAGAAAUUGGUGUAGAAAUGGGAAGCGAUGAAGAAAAAAAACUCUUGGAAAAUCCUAUCAAUGCAGAUGUGAUUCUACUUUAUCUGAACUAUCUCAUCAUGUCAUGCCUCUAUAAAAUGUCACUGGGUGACCUAGCUUCAUUCAAGUCCAUUCUAAAGUCCAUUCAAGAUUCUGUAGCCAAACUGCAAGUGUAUUCGAAAAAUCCUGCAAUUUUCACCUAUGAGUGGAUUGAAAUUCCUCCCAUCGUUAGCACGAUUUGGCUCAUUGCAAGUCUUUACUAUAGAACACAGGGUCAAUUUGCAAAAUCCGAAGGGUUCAAUACCAAAGGAAUUGCAACAGCUGACAAAUACAUUAAGGAAUUAGCCAAUGCUGCUGGAUUUGCAUUGGAUAAGAAGAGAAAUGACAAUACUCUCUUCUCACUAUUUGUGAAAUUUAACCUAUUGCAAGAUAUGAUUUUGAUUCAUUUGUCGAGAUCCGAAUUUAUUCUAGCAACCAAGAACAUGAUCAAACUCAUUGAUUUUAUUUAUCAAUUUCCAGAUUUAUUUAUCACCUAUAGGCACAACAUUCAUUUAUUGAUUGGAAUUUUAUUAUUCUUUACAGACAAGGAGAGGGGUGCUGACUCUGCAUGCAAUCAACAUUUCGAAUUUAUCAUCAAAAAUUGCCCAAGCAAACAACUUGUGACGUGGGCCACAAUUUUCCAAAUAUUUUGGAAACUCAACUGUUCAGAGUCUGUAUUUUCCACAAAAGAUCUUUUUAAAGAUGUGGAUGAUUUGACGAGAUCUUUGAAGACAAAUGGACUUCGAGAGGUUGAAAGUUUCCAAUCCUAUAUUUCAUUUAUUAAGGGAGUUCUUUGUCUUAGAAACAAUGCUCUUGAUGAAUCGAAAAAUCACUUCCAAAAAUCUCUCAAAACAUUCGAUCAAUUUUCACUUUCACAAAAAAGUGUGAUUCGUCAAUGUAUGCUCGGAAUUUUACAAUCGGAUUGGAAGCUUGGAGAACAUUCAAAACAAAAGACACUCGAACAAGUCACAAAACUUUUACAAGAAUCUAAGGACGAUCAAGAUCUAUUUUCAGAACUUCAAAGUUUAUCAUUUCUCAUGGAGUUGUCGUCCUCAUCGACGACGUCUUUGAAAGCAUCAACAAGUAACCACAAUACUGCAAUGGAUACAUCAAGUGAUUUCGAUAUCGACAACAUUCGAUUAAGCCAACCAGAACCAAUCAGUCACGAAUUCGAUCAAGCUCAACAACGACUCGCUGAUAACAUCCAAACUCUAUUGACGAGCAACACGGACAUUAAUACACACUAUGAAAUCUUAAAAUCAUGGUUUCCAGAUGUGAACAAGAGUUACAAGAGUAUGAUGGAUAAUUGA